This is a messenger RNA of Camellia sinensis, 1075 nucleotides long. RefSeq names its product anthocyanin synthase. NCBI's taxonomy places the organism in Eukaryota, Viridiplantae, Streptophyta, Magnoliopsida, Ericales, Theaceae. The record is from RefSeq and is a predicted model, not a curated record.
AUCAGUCACAACCAUUGAUACAAGAAAAUAAAAGAAAAAGAAAAAAAAUAGAGAGCAUACAUACAUUGAGUUUGAAAAAAUGGUGGCUACUGUGGCAGGUAUAAGAGUCGAAAGCUUGGCCAGCAGCGGCCUUGAAUCGAUUCCAAAAGAGUACGUAAGGCCGCAAGAAGAGCUCACUAGCAUCGGCAACGUAUUCGAGGAAGAGAAGAAAGAGGAAGGGCCUCAGGUUCCCACAGUGGACUUGAAAGACUUGGUGGCGGAGGACAAGGAGGUGAGGGAGAGGUGCCGCGAGGCGUUGAAGAAGGCGGCGACAGAGUGGGGGGUGAUGCAUUUGGUGAACCACGGGAUACCGGAUGAGCUGAUGGAGCGAGUGAAGGCGGCCGGAGAAGGGUUUUUUAACCAGCCUGUGGAGGAGAAGGAGAAGUAUGCAAAUGACCAUGAUUCUGGAAAUAUUCAAGGGUAUGGAAGUAAGUUGGCUAAUAAUGCUAGUGGUCAACUUGAGUGGGAAGACUAUUUCUUCCACCUUGUCUUCCCUGAAGACAAGCGUGACAUGUCCAUUUGGCCUAAGACACUAUCCGACUAUAUUCCGGCAACAAGCGAGUACGCAAAGCAACUACGAGGUCUAGCAACAAAAGUCCUGUCGGCCCUCUCACUCGGCUUGGGACUAGAAGAAGGCCGACUAGAAAAAGAAGUAGGAGGCAUGGAAGAGCUUCAUCUCCAAAUGAAAAUAAACUAUUACCCAAAAUGCCCUCAACCAGAGCUCGCCCUCGGCGUCGAAGCCCACACCGACGUCUCUGCCCUCACCUUCAUCCUCCACAACAUGGUUCCCGGCCUGCAACUCUUCUACGAGGGCAAAUGGGUCACUGCCAAAUGCGUCCCCAACUCCAUUAUCAUGCACAUUGGUGACACCGUAGAAAUUCUCAGUAACCGCAAGUACAAGAGCAUUCUCCAUCGUGGACUCGUUAAUAAGGAAAAAGUGAGGAUUUCGUGGGCGGUUUUCUGCGAACCACCCAAGGAGAAGAUCAUUCUGCAGCCACUCCCGGAGACAGUGACGGAGGAGGAAAUGAAUGAAUGA